Molecule: messenger RNA, 2340 nt
Organism: Alternaria ethzedia
Lineage: Eukaryota; Fungi; Ascomycota; Dothideomycetes; Pleosporales; Pleosporaceae
Exons: 7
Coding region: 1-2340 (779 amino acids)
Biological process (GO): transmembrane transport
Cellular component (GO): plasma membrane
Molecular function (GO): transmembrane transporter activity
Source: RefSeq, a predicted model, not a curated record
AUGAGUUGUAAUCCGUUGCCUGUGACUUUUGGCAUGGUGGGCACAAUGUCUUUUGCUCUUAGUCUGAGGGACGCGGCGCUGGUUAUUCUUUUCUUUACCCUCGUGUCGACGGUGCCGGUGGCGUACAUGUGUACGUGGGGGCCGAAGACGGGUAUGCGACAGCUGGUCCAGGCGAGGUUUUCCUUCGGGAAAUACUUUGUUUCUCUGUUGAUAUUGCUCAACCUUGCAACGCUGACGGGCUUCUGCGUAGUCGAUAGUGUCAUUGGCGGUAUGGCACUGUCGGCGGUGCAGGACGGAGCAACCAUCAACGCCACGGUGGGUAUCGUCAUCAUCGCUAUAUUGUCGCUGGUCAUCUCCUUCUGCGGCUUUGGUGUAUUGCAUCACUACGAGGCCUGGGCAUGGAUUCCAGCAUUGGCCGCACUCAUCAUUGCGGCAGGAUGCGGGGAUAGCAGUCUCAGCCAGCAAGUCCCAGCACCUGCUGCUACAGCGUCGCAGGUCCUCUCGUUUGGCGGUCUCGUGGCGAGCUUCAUGCUUCCAUGGGCUGCACUUGCGAGCGACUUCUCGACGUACAUGCAUCCAAAGGCCCCUCCCUUCCGGAUCGCGCUCUACACCUACACCGGUCUUGCGCUGCCUACGAUCCUGCUGAUGACGCUCGGUGCAGCGAUGGGAGGCGCGACGCCAAACAUUGCCUCAUGGCAGGCUGGGUACGACGUCAACGCAGCGAGCGGUGUCCUCGCAGCCAUGCUCCAGCCAGCUGGCGGGUUCGGUCGCUUCGUCACAGUCGUGCUUGCCUUUAGCAUGUUGGGUAACCUGUCGGCAACAAUGUACAGCGUAACACUAAACCUGCAGAUGCUCCUUCCCUGGCUCUUCCGCAUCCCGCGCAUCUUCUUCAGCAUCGUCAUUACUGGAAUCGUGAUUGGCGUUGCUGUCGAGGCAUCCAGUAGCUUCUUCCUCAACCUCGAGAACUUCAUCGGCGUCAUCGGGUACUGGAGUGCGGCCUUCAUUGGCAUCGCCAUCACCGAACACGUGCUGUUCCGGCGCAGCAGCUUCAUGGCUUAUACCGAGGAUGAAGAGGCGUGGGACGAGCCGAGCAAGCUGCCACCCGGUUUCGCGGCAAUUGGCGCGUUCCUGCUCUCCUUUGGCCUCAUCAUCCCAUGUAUGGGACAAAUUUGGUGGACAGGACCCAUCGCGGAGACUACGGGCGACAUCGGGUUGGAGGUAGCAGUUGUGCUGGCAGCGGUGCUCUAUGUACCGUUUCGGGUAGCAGAGAGGAGGAUAUACGAGAGAUCGGGGGAAGUUGUUGCCUCGGUUCUCCCGCGCGGCUACAUUCUACACUCGACCAUGUCUCAAACACAAGAAAAGGCGCAGGAGAAGCUCAUCGAGUCGACUUCCUCGGUGCCCCAGAGCACGGCGGCUCAGCAGAGCGACAAUGUUGCGCAUGCGCUGGCUGGCGCUGGUGGAGGACUGCUGUCCAUGGCCCUGACCUACCCGCUCAUCACCCUCUCUACCCGCGCCCAGGUCGAAUCCAAGCGGGCGCAAUCGUCGACGCUCAAUGCCGCGCGCCGCAUCAUCAAGCGCGAGGGUGUUGCCGGCCUCUACGCCGGUCUCGACUCUGCCCUCUUCGGCAUCAGCGUCACAAACUUCGUCUACUACUACUGGUACGAAUGGACCCGCUCCUUCUUCGAGAAGGCUGCGCUCAAAGCCGGUCGCGCCUCCUCCAAGCUCACCACGGUCGAGUCGAUGAUGGCAGGCGCCCUCGCCGGCAGCGCAACCGUCCUCAUGACCAACCCCAUCUGGGUCGUCAACACGCGCAUGACGACGCGCAAAUCCGAAGCCUCCGACGAGUCGCUCCCGGGCGCACCUACACCCGCACAGAAGGCGCCAUCGACGCUUGGCACGCUCUUCGCCCUCGUUCGUGAUGAGGGCCCCGCGCGCCUGUUCGCUGGCGUCAUGCCGGCGUUGGUCUUGGUCAUCAACCCCAUUCUGCAAUACACUGUGUUCGAGCAGCUGAAGCAGAUGCUGGAGAAGCGGAGGAGGGUCACGCCCAAGGAUGCCUUCUACCUUGGUGCGCUGGGCAAGCUGUUGGCUACCAGCAUCACCUACCCGUACAUCACUGUCAAGAGCAGGAUGCACGUUGCGGGCAGGGAUGGACCGAGGGAGGAUAUGUUGACCACCUUCAGGCGCAUCAUCAGGGAGGAGGGAUACACUGGCCUGUAUGGAGGUAUCGGACCCAAGGUCACCCAGAGUGUCAUCACCGCCGCCUUCCUCUUCGCAUUCAAGGACGCCCUUUACGCCUACACGAUCCAGGCACGCAAGAAGCUUGCCAUGCGCAAGGUCUAG